This is a messenger RNA of Mytilinidion resinicola, 1986 nucleotides long. RefSeq names its product MFS general substrate transporter. Bases 7 to 1743 code for a protein of 578 amino acids. Gene Ontology annotation, molecular function: transmembrane transporter activity. Lineage: Eukaryota; Fungi; Ascomycota; Dothideomycetes; Mytilinidiales; Mytilinidiaceae. Gene Ontology annotation, cellular component: membrane. Gene Ontology annotation, biological process: transmembrane transport. The record is from RefSeq and is a predicted model, not a curated record. The transcript is spliced from 3 exons.
AGCGCCAUGCCCGGCGACCUCAUGGACUCGCGAAGAGAGCACCUGCUGAACAAGAAGACGGUCCGCAAGCUUGAUCUGAUACUGCUGCCUUUUCUUGCCCUGUUGUUCCUGUUCAACUCGCUCGACAAGUCCAACAUUGGCAAUGCCGAGUCCGCACACUUCACGUCCGACAUAGGGCUGGAGAAGGACGACGUCAAUACAGCUGUUGCCCUCUUCUUUGCCUUCUUCGUCAGCCUGCAGCCUCUCGGAGCCGCCUUGGGCCGGAAGUAUGGCAUGGUCCGCUGGGUCCCCUCUUGCAUGAUAGUAUGGGGUGUAUGUACGGCAUUACAUGUCUGGGUCCGGUCGAAGUGGCAGUUGUUCAUUCUGCGUAUCAUUAUUGGGGCGUGUGAGGCUGGCUUCUAUCCUGUCACCGUAGUCUACCUAUCCGUCUUUUAUACACGCUUCGAGUUCGCCCGCCGAUUGAGCCUGUUCUAUGGACAAGCAGCUGUGGGAGGCGCGCUAGGGGGGGUGCUCUCUUACCUCGUCUUCUCCCAGUUCGGCGACGAACAAACAAACCGGCCCGACGAUACCGGCGAGGAAGGUUGGAAGUCCUGGCAGGUGCUCUUCCUACUUGAAGGAUGCUCCACGGUCAUAAUAGCCUUCGCUGGCUACUUCUGGCUUCCACACAGCGCCAAGACUGCAUGGUUCUUGACGCCAGACGAACGAGAAUGGGCAGAACUACGCAUCCACCGUGACACCAUGGGUACAGACACCGUUCACCACUCCAAGGACGACCUAGAAGAAGACGAAGAGGAUGACGAAGAACGCCUCAACACCUCCGGAUCCGAGUCCCACGGCCUCCUGAACCCCACCGCUCCAACUUCCACAAAAGUCAUCACCGACGACCGCGGCAUAACCCCCCAUGACAUUCUCUCCGCCCUGACCUCCCCCAAAAUCUACCACAUUCUUAUCGUCAACAUCCUCUCCGCCAUUCCCGCCAUGGCCUUCCAAGUCUUCCUCCCCCUCGUGCUGGCCCCUCUGACCUCCUCCACCGACAACCCGAACGAACCCGGGAAAACGAAUCCAGCCCUCACAAACCUCCUCACCGCACCCCCCUACAUCUGCGGUGCCAUCACCCUCUUCGCCUUCGCCGCAUACUCCGACCGACACCGCAAGCGCCUCCCCCCAAUCCUCGCAGGCCUCUGCCUCCUCCUCUCCGGCCUCGUUCUCGUAGUUGCUAUGCCACAGACGAAAGCCUGGGCAAUCCCGCGCUACCUCUCCUUGAACGUGCUACUCAGCGGCACAUUCAUCGCCAGCCCGCUCACCGUGGCGUGGAUAUCGGGGAACACGCCAUCCCCCGGGAAACGCGCGGUGCUGCUCGGCAUCAACGGCUGGGGGAAUCUAGCAGGCGUCUUCUCCGCCCUUUUGUUUAGACCGAAGUACCAGAAGGAGGGGUAUAUCACGCCCUUCUGGUGGACGCUGGUUGCCGUCAGCGUUGCGGCGGCUGGGUACGUUCUUUUCUGGCUUAACCUGCGCCGGGAGAACGAGGCGCGGCAGGCGCUAGUGCGGAGCUGGGACGCUGAUGAUGUGGAAGCUGAGCGGCGGGAUGGAAGGGGUCCGGUUCGGCGGCAGAGGGGGUUUGCGUUGGGGCUGGCGAGGUUGUUGGCAGAGGUGAAGGGGUUCGCGGGGUUGACGGAGUGGGUCGAGAAGGCGAGUGAGGGCCGGGAGGGGGAUGAGAGGGUCACGUUUGUUUGGGGGUAUUAGAGUUUUGAUGGUAGGGUGGUUGUGGCGUUUUGGUGUUCUGGGUGGCUAUUUAUUAAGGCAUGACGAUACCCGUGGGAUGAUAUCCAAGUGUGAGGUUUAUGCAUUAUGGAUGGUUAUUGUUGCAGAGAAUGGGUGGAUGUGAUUUGUGUAGGUGACGCGUUCUGAACCUGCCGUUAUUAAUUUUCUUGCGCGUGCGUGAAUGGGGAUCGUGAGGACUGACAAUCUGACCAACGCUGAUGAGCC